AUGGAUCCAGAAAAUAUGAAGGAAACGACUCCAUUAUUGCCUAGAGUUGAGAGCAUUCGGAGGAAUUCAAGACCGGAAAAGCCGAAGAAUAAAAAGCUAUGCAAAAGGUUGUGUGGAUGUUGUAAGCAUAAACGAAUUGCUGAAUUUUACAGACAUCAAGAUCAACUGAUUGAUGCUUAUAAGAGUGACGACGCUGAAAUGGAAGCAUCUGAUGGAGAAGAUGCUGAGAAGAAGGAAUCUACUCAUGGAGACGCGAUUUUAUCCCGAACUGUCUUGUUCAUCAAUGUCAUUUUAUUGUUAGCGAAAGUGGCAGCAACGUAUCUCACUGGUGGAGCCUCUUUAUCAAUUAUAUCGACACUUUUGGAGAGUGUGGUUGAUAUUACGGGUGGUGCCAUCUUAUGGUACGCAUCUCAUUCAAUUGUUCGUACCGACUAUCGAGCCUAUCCCCGAGGAAGGAGUAAACUCGAGAAUCUCUCAAUCAUUCUAAUUGGUGUGAUCAUGGGAAUGGCCAACUUUUACAUCAUUUUUACAUCAAUUGAGAGCAUCCUCGCUAGCAAAGAGGCUCCAAGUCUUGACUAUAUCACAAUUGGUCUCAUGAUUGGCACAAUAAUUACGAAGUUUAUCUUGUGGAUCGUUUGUUACAAGAGAGGUACAACAUCGAGUCGAGUUUUGGCGAUUGAUCAACGGAAUGAUUCGAUGACAGUGACAGUAGCAAUAGUAGGUGCACUGAGCGCUCGCUGGUGGUCUUAUGCUGAUCCACUGGCUGCUUCACUGAUCUCAGCGUAUGUUGCUUAUUCGUGGAUUCAAGUAGUCUUGGAACAGUUUCCCCAAAUGAGUGGAAGAGCUGGCACGCCCGAAGAAUACAGUCGAAUAGCGAGGGUUUGCAUUGAACAUUCAUCACAUAUUCGUGGUCUCGACACAUUACUUGUUUAUCAUACAGGAGAGAAGCUACUAGUAGAAGUGCAUGUAGUGGUCGAUGCGAAUUUGACGUGCAAAGUUGUACAUGACGAGGUAGUCUCUCCACUCCAACGAAAGCUCCAAAAGCUAUCAAUAGUCGAGCGAGCCUUUGUUCACGCCGAUCAUGAGUUCGACGGAUAUGUA
Mesorhabditis belari is the source of this 1101-nucleotide messenger RNA. Lineage: Eukaryota; Metazoa; Nematoda; Chromadorea; Rhabditida; Rhabditidae. The record is from the annotation of a GenBank genome assembly.